UCUGAGUAUGCUCACCCACCUUCUCUUAUAUAUUUAAAUCAUCAUUCCCUUUAUCUCUCUUCAGUUAACAAACAUGGCUAUUCAUGGCAAUCAAAAUUCAGCUUCUGAAGGCAUUCUUGAGAACGUGUGGGCUAAAAUUAUUGACAGCAACAAUGGAUCACAAUGGGGAGAACUGCCUAAUCUGCGUGAAAGAGAAGGGUCUUUGGAAGUUCUGAGAAGGCUUCCUAGUUUAGGAAGAUGGAUAUCAAUGGGAGCUGAGUUCUGGGAAGAAAUCUUAGAUGGGUUUCCAGCUUGUAGCAGUAACAAUUCAGAAAUUUGCAGUGCUUUUGAAUGCAAUGAGAAGGUUGAAGAAGAAAAAGAAGCAGUGACAGUGAAAGCAGAGAAGAGGGUUUCUGCAAAACACUACAGAGGAGUGAGAAGAAGGCCAUGGGGGAAAUAUGCUGCAGAAAUCAGAGACUCAUCAAGGAAAGGUGCUAGGGUUUGGCUUGGGACUUUUGACACAGCAGAGGAAGCAGCUUUGGCUUAUGAUAAGGCUGCUUUGAGAAUUAGAGGCCCUAAGGCAUACCUGAAUUUCCCACUUGAGACUGUCUCAAAUGCCUUAGGAUUUGACCAGAAAGGAAACUGUGAAGAAAAUUUCUGCGGCUCCAGAAAAAGAAGGUGUAGGGAGAGAGAUGAACUUGUUGGCAUGAUGAAUGAAGAACCUGCAAAGAAGAAAAUGGCAAGCUCGGGAGGGGUGACAGGGAAUGAAGAAGAUGAUGUUUUUGAGUUUCAAGACUUGGGAAGUGAUUACUUGGAAAGUUUGUUAUCUUCCUUUUGAGAGAAUAGUGUCAAAAAAGGCUAGAAAUAUAGAAGCAAUUUUCCUGUACAUACUCAU
Messenger RNA from Neltuma alba, 874 nucleotides. RefSeq names its product ethylene-responsive transcription factor 1B. Bases 74 to 817 code for a protein of 247 amino acids. The transcript has a single exon. Gene Ontology annotation, biological process: ethylene-activated signaling pathway; regulation of DNA-templated transcription. Gene Ontology annotation, molecular function: DNA-binding transcription factor activity; DNA binding. NCBI's taxonomy places the organism in Eukaryota, Viridiplantae, Streptophyta, Magnoliopsida, Fabales, Fabaceae. The record is from RefSeq and is a predicted model, not a curated record.